This is a messenger RNA of Corylus avellana, 698 nucleotides long. RefSeq names its product multicystatin. The record is from RefSeq and is a predicted model, not a curated record. Lineage: Eukaryota; Viridiplantae; Streptophyta; Magnoliopsida; Fagales; Betulaceae.
CUCUCACGCAGCCACCUCCUCUCAGACUCACGGCCUCCUCUCAAACUCACGCUCAGUUUCUCACGCGCGUCCAUCGGAUCUCCGAUCACACCCAGAUCAAUGCUUGAAUCCGAUGAGGAAUGCGAAUGUACGAUGACCGAAGAGGAAAUCCGCAUCUAUGAGGAUCAAGUUUCCAAGAGCGGCGGCUUUGAUGUUAGCCCCGUAAGUGGCGACCCUGGAUACCGCUGCAUUAUUCAACCAUGGAACAACACAAACAGCGCGUUACAGGAUUUCGAAUUGUAUUCGCAGCUUGCAGUAAACGAAUACAACCGUCGCUUUAAGGAGGAGAAUAGAGUUCUGGAGUUUGUAAAGGUUUUGAAGGCAAUGGGUAGGCGUGCGAAUUUAUUUGUAUUUUAUAUAACGUUCGAGGCCAAGGAUGUUGGUGAUGGAGGCAAGAUUAAGAUCUAUCAGGCUGUGAUAUUUUAUGGGGUACCCGACAUUGAGGUGGCUUCUUUUAGGCUCAAGCCAGAUGAUCAUGAGCAAGGUUCAGACAAUCAUGGUAAAGAAUGGUUGUGGGAGCAUGAACAUUUGUUUCGUGAAAAGGAAGCGCGCAUGAUCUCAAUCAACUGAUCAUCCUAAUGUUUUCAGUAUUUAUCCCCAUAAAUAUUAAAUUGGGAGGUAAACUAAUUUGUAUCAUACUUUGGGUAUUUCUUGUUAUA